CCGGCGGCCCUCGCGGCAGGUUGAGGGCGUCAGGGCAGUUCGCGAUGGCCGCGGCUGGUUCCGCUGCCGUGUCUGGGGCCGGGACCCCAGUGGCGGGGCCCACAGGCCGCGACCUCUUUGCCGAGGGGCUCCUGGAGUUCCUGCGACCUGCUGUGCAGCAACUCGACUCUCACGUGCACGCGGUCAGAGAAAGCCAAGUAGAGCUCCGGGAACAAAUUGACAACCUAGCUACAGAACUGUGCCGGAUCAAUGAGGAUCAGAAGGUGGCCCUGGAUCUGGACCCCUAUGUUAAGAAGCUGCUUAAUGCCAGGCGGCGAGUUGUCUUGGUCAACAAUAUUUUACAGAAUGCACAGGAACGACUAAGGCGGUUAAACCACAGUGUGGCCAAGGAAACAGCCCGCAGGAGAGCCAUGCUGGAUUCAGGAGUUUACCCUCCUGGUUCUCCAAGCAAAUAAGCCUGGACCUGUGACCAGAGUAUACAGUACUAUUCUCCAACGGCUUUGUCUUGGUAGACAGAAGAUUCCAGCAAAGUCUCCGUAGACCUUUGAUUUGUUUGCACUAUGUACUCAUUCAUGUAGCAGCCUCAAGAAAUAUGCAUACAGCAGGACUAUUCCUAAAGAACCUCCAUUACAGUGUCCUUCCAAGAAUGAGCCUCUA
This is a messenger RNA of Rattus rattus (black rat), 657 nucleotides long. RefSeq names its product SNAP associated protein (gene Snapin). Gene Ontology annotation, molecular function: SNARE binding. Gene Ontology annotation, biological process: endosome to lysosome transport; lysosome localization; intracellular protein transport. The record is from RefSeq and is a predicted model, not a curated record. The transcript has 4 exons. Bases 45 to 455 code for a protein of 136 amino acids. Gene Ontology annotation, cellular component: synaptic vesicle; BORC complex; BLOC-1 complex. NCBI's taxonomy places the organism in Eukaryota, Metazoa, Chordata, Mammalia, Rodentia, Muridae.